AGAAAAAGGCGCAUUUCCGAUGAUGAAGUCUGCGAUGGAGGCGCAGAGUUUUUGGGCGUUGAUGUUAGCAGUGGCGGCGUUGCUUCCGGCGGCGCGUGGCGUGUGGCUGAACAUGCCGAGUUCGGGGUGGAAGUGCGUUUACGAGGAAUUGCAGACCAACGUCGUCGUUUUGGGCGAUUACCAUUCAUUCUACGGUGACGGCGAUCAUAAUUACACUAUACAUCCAACCCUCACCAUUAAGGUGUCAUCCCCACACGGAUCUAAUCUGUAUAAGAAAGAGAAGUCGCGGCAUGGCCGAUUUGCCUUCACGGCCAGCGAGCCAGGGACCUAUGCAGCAUGCCUCACAGUCGUCAACGAUGAUCACAAUGGUAACACAGUCACGGUCGGCUUAGACUGGAAAACUGGGGUUGCUACUAAGGAUUGGGACUCUGUUGCAAAGAAGGAAAAAAUUGAGGGUUUGGAUCUUGAGAUGAAAAAGCUUCAGGAGUAUGUGCAGGCCAUCAAAGAUAACAUGAAUCGUUUGAUGAGCAAGGAUUUGGGGAUUAGGUAUGCGAGUGUUCAAACAAACACCCAUGUGGCGCGGUACAGCCAGGCAUCUCUCGUUCUCUGCAUCGUUGUUUCAGCUCUCCAGUUGUUGUAUUUGAGGCGAUACUUUCGCAAGAAAAAACUCAUUUAGACAAACACAAUAUUCAAUCAUCCAGAGAUUUAGGAAAGAGUUUAGUGCAGAAAAGGGCAAGAGUUUUAUGUGACAUUUGAUACAUUUGCUUCAAUUAUUUCAGAAAUUUAUAUCUAUGGAAUUCAGAAUCAAUUAAUCUG
This is a messenger RNA of Salvia splendens (bonfire salvia), 816 nucleotides long. Its product is annotated as transmembrane emp24 domain-containing protein p24delta4. The record is from RefSeq and is a predicted model, not a curated record. The coding region runs from base 20 to 676 and encodes 218 amino acids. Lineage: Eukaryota; Viridiplantae; Streptophyta; Magnoliopsida; Lamiales; Lamiaceae. The transcript has 4 exons.